This is a messenger RNA of Malurus melanocephalus (red-backed fairy wren), 2502 nucleotides long. RefSeq names its product dynactin subunit 2 (gene DCTN2). The record is from RefSeq and is a predicted model, not a curated record. Gene Ontology annotation, cellular component: centrosome; cytoplasm; dynactin complex. The transcript is spliced from 12 exons. Bases 1171 to 2502 code for a protein of 443 amino acids. Lineage: Eukaryota; Metazoa; Chordata; Aves; Passeriformes; Maluridae. Gene Ontology annotation, biological process: mitotic spindle organization.
GCCAGCAUUGCAUGGGGCAGCUGCUGGACUGGGGCAGCUCGUGCCCCCCAGACCCUCCAGGGCACCCCCAGACCCUCCGGGGCCCCUGGGGUCCCCCUGAGUGUUGGGGUCCAGUGGGGGAGAGCCCCCGGUUCUGCUCACACCCCCCCAAGGGGAGAGCUGACCUGGGGGUGGGGGAGUUACGGGGUGACCCCAAAACUCGGGCCAUAUCCUGCUGCCCCCAUCCCCGGCUGCCCCAGCUUUGUGCCACUGCCCCUCGUCCCUCAGGGGGACCCAGCCCUCGGGGGUCCCCAGCCCUCGGGGGUCCCCAUCCCUCGGGGUUCCCUGUCCCGCGGGGGUCCCCAGCCCUCGGGGGGGCGGCGGGCGCGGGCCGGACCUUCUAACGCGGAUUUUGUCUCUCUCUCCCCUCUCUAACCUUGCUCUGACUUUCUCACCUCUGGGAAACGCCAGGAGCUGGUAAGCGCCCGUCUCCCGGCCGCUGUCACUGUCCUUCAGUCACUGUCACCCGCUGCCACCCACCGCAGCCCCCUAACACUGCCAGCGCUGCUCCCGCCGCUCUCACUCCCCGCAGCAAACCAGGGCUCCCUGGAACGGCCAGGGGCUGCAGGGGCGUCCUUGGGGUCCCCUCGAUGAGCUGGGGACCCCCUCGAUGGCAGCAGGGGGCCAGGGGAGCCCGGACACGCCRGCUGUGCCCACCCUGCCUGGCACAGGGCACGGCCCCUUGGUCUGGAGGGGCUGGGGGCUCCCACUGCCCCCCUGGGUGAAUCACCCCAAAAGGCAGCCAGGGGACAGUGACAGCCCCAGGGGCCAGGGGGUGCCCUGGGGAGGAGGGUGUCGUGCCAAAACGCAGCCGGGGGACAGUGACAGUCCCACAGGAGCGGGGGUCACCCUGGAGGGACCAGCGAUGGGUCCUGGUCCCAGCCAGGGGCUGCUGGAACGUUCCCCAGCUCGGGGUAGGCAGAACCUUGGGGGUCCCUGAGCGGGGCCAGGCCAGGCUGGGGGUCCCACAUCCUGACACAGCCCUUGGGCUGGGCCGGGCUGGACUGGGGUCCAGUGUCACCAAACCAGGGGYCUGAUGUCCCCACUCUGGACCCUUGAGGGUACCUCCCCACUGGGCCAGGCCAGUCUGGGGUCCAAUGUCCCCAGCCUGGAGCCUUGGGGACAUGCCACAUGCCACAUGGCUGCCUGCAGAGCCUUGGCUGGGUGCUGUACUGGGGGUCUGUGCCCGUGUCCUGGGGAGGAUCGGGCCACCACCCCCCGUCCCUGCCCACGCUGUGUGCUGGGGGUGACAGUCUGGGGACCCCCCUGUUCCUGUCCAUGCUGAGGGGUGGUGGCAGUCUGGGGACCUGCCGUGUCCCUGUYGCUGUCCCUGUCCAYRCUGGGAGGUGGAGGCAGUCUGGGAACCCCUCCCYGUYCCUGUCACUGUCCCUGUCCCUGAGGUGGCUCUGUGUGCAGGAGGAGCUGAGCAGCACCAGCGUGGAGCACCUCAUCAUCAACCCCAACGCUGCCUACGAGAAGUUCCGGGACAAGCGCCUGGGCACCGAGGGUGUGGAUUUCUCUGACCGCAUCGGCAGGACACGGACGACAGGUUAUGAGGCUGGAGAGUAUGAGAUGCUGGGUGAGGGUCUGGGUGCCAAGGAGACGCCGCAGCAGCGAUUCCAGCGGUUGCAGCACGAGGUGCAGGAGCUGCUCCGGGACGUGGAGCAGAUCCAGAGCUCGGUGAAGGAGUCGGGGGCGGAGGAGGAGCUGACGCCCAUGGCGCUGGCCAGGCAGGUGGAGGUGCUGAAGCAGCAGCUGCUCAGCUCCCACCUGGAGAAGGUGCUGGGCCCCGGCGCCGCCGUGGACUUCGCUGACCCCGAGGGUGCCCUGGCCAAGCGGCUCCUGCAGCAGCUGGAGGUGGCCAAGUGCAGCAAAGGGACCCCGGGGAAGGGCCCUGCCCGAGCYUCAGCCCCAGCCCCGGCCGGCGACGCCGUCACCUUCGAGCUCUACUGGAGGCCAGAGCAGGACCAGUUUGCCCAGUCUGCCAAGGUGUCGGAGCUGGAGAAGCGUCUGGCGCAGUUGGAGGCGGCCUUGAGGUGUGAGCCCGACAGCCAGAACCCUCUGCUGGUGGGGCUGAAGGGCUCCAGCCUCAUGGACACGGUGCAGGUGCUGCAGGCCAAGGUGAACGUUCUGGACAUGGCUGUGCUGGACCAGGUGGAGGCUCGGCUGCAGAGCGUCCUGGGCAAGGUGAACGAGAUCGCCAAGCACAAGAGCACCGUGCAGGACGCCGACACCCAGAGCAAGAUCCACCAACUGUACGAGACGCUGCAGGGCUGGGACGCUGUGGCCAGCGCCCUGCCGGACGUGGUGGAGCGCCUGGUGACCCUGCGUGAUCUGCACGAGCAAGCCACCCAGUUCGGGCAGGUGCUGGUGCACCUGGACACGACGCAGCAGGAGAUCGCGGGGCGGCUGCCCCAGCGCGGGGCCGGGACACGGACCGAUCACAGCACCGGGGGACGGUGA